CUUGGUCAACAGAGGGCGCUCUCAGCGCGCCAGUAUUGUCACACAUUUUUGUUACGUUUGUAGAAAUUCGUCAAAAGGUUCCUUUGAUUUUUGCAUCAUUAUUCGAUACGCCCAAUGUUAUUGAACCGCAUUCGCAUUCGCAUUCAACUUCUGAGUGUACAAAACCCGUCACACAUUUUGCUAUGGUACAAUACAUGGGAAACAGUUAAAUCGUCAUCAAAGGAGUCCUUUUUUGUUGUCAUCCGUCACAUUAAGUUCAAUAACAGCGUCAUAAAUCGACAACAUGAGUACUACGUCACCGAGUCAUGAAGAUGAUGUCAAGCCGGAAGAUUCGGCCAGUCAGUGCAGCCAUACGACAAGCACCUCAUCCAGCAGGAGAGCCAGAAUGGAGGCCAUGGUGAGGAGUGCUGCACUUCAAGCAGAAGUUGAAGCUCUUAAAGAACAACAAGAGCUUGAGCUACAGGAAUUGAGGCUCCACCAAAGGAGAACUGAGCUUCAAAUGAAAACCAAGCUCAGCUGUGCAGAAGCGGAGGCAAAAGUUUAUGCCCAGUUCGAUGACGAGAAAACAACCCCAGUUUCUCCAUCUCAGUCAACACCAUCUCCCCCUGAUGAAGACUCCCCAUCGCAGCCCGAUCCAUCACCGCAUGAUGAUGAUACAAGCGGUGACACAGUCCCAUACCCCAUUGAAGAUCAUCAAUCGUCAACGCCGCAAGAAACGCCACCCCCUACCGAAGCCAUCAAUGAGAUGUUGCGACAAUCAAAGCAACAGCAGCAGAGCCUCAUUGAGACAUUGCAGUUACCGAAAGCAGAGCUGAUGUGCUACGAAGGAGAUCCCCUCAAGUUUUGGGAAUUUUGGAGAGCUUUCGAGGUGAAUGUAGACAGCACGACAAUAAGCAACGCUGCCAAGCUGACAAGACUUCUUCAUUACUGCAAGGGGGAAGCACGCAGAGUGAUUCAAGCAUGCUCUGUGAUGGAGUCGACACAAGGUUAUGCUCGAGCCAAAACCUUGUUGAAGGAGAGAUUUGGAAACAAAUAUAAAGUUGCUGAUGCAUGGAUGAAGAAAGUCACCCGAGGCCAAACAGUGUCACCCCAUGAUGGAAAAGCCAUCAGAGAAAUGGCAGAUGAGCUGAAAGUCUGCUACGAAACCCUCCAGGCUAUGGGCUACGAAAAUGAGAUGGCACACCAGAGUUUUCUGAGAGACAUUGUUGAGCGCUUGCCCAACUACUUGCGCUAUCGAUGGGUCCGAAAGGUCAGAGACCUCGAAAGGAAGGAAGAUCGAAUGCCGAAGGUGAAGGAUCUUGUGGCCUACAUAGAUGAUGUAGCAGAAGAGGAGAAUAACCCUGUGUAUGGUACAUCUACUUGGGAGAGAAGCCGUGAUGUUCCUCAGAAAAGACGCACACAGCCAAGACAGAGAGGGUCCUUUGCAGUGGCAUCUGUACCAGAGAGAGUAGUCACCAGAGAGUGUUCUCUAUGCAAGGGAGAACACACCCUAUUUGGUUGCCAGCAGUUCAAGGCAAAGUCACCACAAGACAGGCUGAGUUAUGCCAAGCAAGAGAGAUUGUGCUUCAACUGUCUGCGCAGAGGUCACAUGACAUCAGCGUGCAGGCUGAACAGGACAUGUACUGUUUCUGGUUGUGGAAGGAAACAUACAAAAUUCCUUCACAUCCCGCAGACAAUGCAGCAGCAUGAAGAAGCAGCGUCCCAAGCCAACACAUCACUAGAUGCCCCGGUACAGAAUGGCUACAUUGAUUCAGCCGCUGAAGCAAGUUGCAGUAACGUCACAGGGGCCGGCAGGACCGUGCUGCCCAUUGUCCCUGUUCGAGUGAAAGCUGCCGGCGGCAGUGUCUUCAUCCGCACCCAUGCAUUGUUGGACACUGGUUCGACAAAUACAUUCUGUACAGAACACUUGGCACGACAGCUUGGAGUUGAAGGGGCCAAAUAA
Messenger RNA from Patiria miniata (bat star), 1942 nucleotides. RefSeq lists its product as uncharacterized. The transcript has 2 exons. NCBI's taxonomy places the organism in Eukaryota, Metazoa, Echinodermata, Asteroidea, Valvatida, Asterinidae. The record is from RefSeq and is a predicted model, not a curated record. Bases 284 to 1942 code for a protein of 552 amino acids.